Molecule: messenger RNA, 2974 nt
Organism: Malurus melanocephalus (red-backed fairy wren)
Lineage: Eukaryota; Metazoa; Chordata; Aves; Passeriformes; Maluridae
Gene: PTGES2
Product: prostaglandin E synthase 2
Exons: 7
Coding region: 22-1089 (355 amino acids)
Cellular component (GO): mitochondrion
Molecular function (GO): prostaglandin-E synthase activity
Source: RefSeq, a predicted model, not a curated record
UCCGCCCGCCCUCAGCCGAAGAUGGCGGGUGCCGGCCGGGCCUGGCGGGCCGGAACGCUGCUAUUGCCGCCAGCCUGGCGGCUGCGGGCYCCGGGACGAGCUUUCGGCGCCGCGGCGGGACCGGGAGGCAGCGGAGGCGGUGGCCGCCUGGUGCUGGGCGCUGCCUUCGCGCUGGGCGGCGGCGCCGGGCUGUGCCUGGCUGCGCGGCAGCGCCUGCGGGAGCACUCGGCCGCUGAGCUGCCUGCAGGGAACCUGCAGCUCACUCUCUACCAGUAUAAAACGUGUCCUUUCUGCAGCAAAGUCCGAGCUUUUCUUGAUUAUCAUGGACUGCCAUAUGAAAUUGUGGAAGUGAACCCAAUCAUGAGAAAAGAGAUCAAAUUCUCUUCCUACAGAAAGGUGCCCAUCCUGCUAGCCAAUGCUGGGAGCCCUCUGCAAUUGAACGACUCCUCAGUGAUAAUCAGUGCGAUAAAGACCUAUCUUAUUUCCAGGAGGAAUAGCUUGGAAGAAAUCGUGUCCUUUUAUCCACCUGUUAAAACCAUGACUGAGCAAGGCAAAGAGGUGUUUGAGUAUGAGAAUAAAUACUGGCUCAUGCUGGAUGAGAAGGAGACAAAGAGAGUCUAUCCUGUUAAAGAAGUGAGAGUGGAAGAAAUGAAGUGGAGAAAAUGGGCAGAUGAUUGGCUUGUUCACCUUAUUUCCCCCAAUGUUUACCGCACCCCCAAAGAAGCCUUGGCAUCUUUCGAUUACAUUGUCCGUGAGGGGAAGUUUGGCAUCUUGGAAGGUCUCUUUGCCAAGUACGUGGGGGCUGUUGCCAUGUUCUUCGUUAGCAAGAGGCUGAAGAAAAGACACCGGCUUCGAGAUGAUGUCCGAGAAGACUUGUACGAAGCAGUUAACGAGUGGGUAAAAGCUGUUGGCAAAAAUCGACUGUUCAUGGGUGGGAACCAGCCAAACCUCGCUGACCUGGCAGUGUAUGGGGUGCUCCGGGUCAUGGAAGGGCUGGAAGCCUUUGAUGACAUGAUGGUUCACACCAACGUUCAGCCUUGGUACCAGCGCAUGGAACAAGUCAUUGAAAAAACUGGAGUUGCAAUCUGAUGCCAGCUGCAGCUGCCUCCCUGAAGUACUUGCAUGGUGAAAACUUCAGAAGAAAUGGCUUUUAUUUUUAGAGUUGACUGGUCGCACCUAACAGACUGACAUUGUGGGCACAGAGACCRCCCUGUUUAGAACAUCAAAUCGCAGUGAGAGAAGGGUCCAGCUGUUUAGAAGGAUGGGGACAGGUCAAAGAAAGGGAUCUCUAGAUGCUGCUGGAAAGGAGUCACUCUGAACUGAAGAAAGCAGCAAAUAGCAUUCUUUCAGACAAGAGCCAUCGUCAGAGCAGGUUACUGUAAAAGCAAGAUGCUCUUGGCUGGUGUUAUGGCUAUGUCAGAUGUGGUAGGCCUGAUCAGCUUUUGCCUCAGGCUGUCUUCUGCUACUCAUCCAUGUCACCUGAAGUGUUUUUCUGACUGAGACACUGGAUAUUGGUUUUUAAGUGACAAUAUUUCCUGCAAUAGAAUCCUGUAAGSCCCGUGCUGAGGGAACUGGAAAAAUCCCCAGUGCUGGAGCAGGCACCUUUCCUCUGACAAAAGUGAGGCUAUGCUCAGCAGGGUUUGUGAUUUCACUCUUCAUGUAAACGGUUCUCUCAGGACUUGAUUCUGUACUGUCUGCAAGGAUAAAGGCUGGCUUUAUUCUAUCCCCUUUGUGAGAUCUGAGUUCUUACCUUACCCUUUACACCUGAAGAACACACCCUACACUGAAACCACUAAGGCAGARCAGUUAUUSGAAAGGCUUGUCUUGCRUGAGAUUUCUCUGGAAUAUUCCWGAAGAUCAGUUUGUUCUUGCUUUAGGUAAAGAAGGAUUAAGAGCCAUCUGCAUKGCCAGGGGAUCUCUAGAUGUUUCUGUCAUGCAAGAGUAACAAAGGAUUUGCUGAUGUGGCAAUCAGAUUAGGAGCUGUACCUGCAGCUAAUGUGCAAUGUGAAGUCUUCUGUGCUGUGCURGGUAGAAUCAUAGAAUGGUUUGGGCUGGAAGGGACCUUUAAAACCAUCUUGUUCCAMCCCCCUGCCAUGGGUAGGGACACCUUCUACUAGACCAGGUUGCUCCAAGCCCCAUCCAGCCUGACCUUGAAUACUUCRAGGGAYGGGGCAGCCACAGCUUCUCUGGGCAACCUGUGCCAGGGCAUCAUCACCCUCWUAGGGAAGAAUUUCUUUGUAACAUCCCAUGUAACCCUGCCCUCUGUCAGUGGGAAGUCACUGCCCCAUGUCAAAGUCCCUCUCCAGCUCCAGAAACAAAGUCAUGGUAAGACAUGGUGCAGGUCUGAAUGUGAGUGAUCCUCUGCACAGCCCAAGGCUUCAGUAUCCUUAAUAACCACCUYGAUCAAGUUCUGUUUCCCCAGAAGAACAGGCAGGUUUCAGGGAAUCUGAUUUGUUGUGAUAUUUCAGAUGCAGCUGAAGUUGGUCUGUAAUGUAGCUGCCAGCCCAGUGUAUAUUCAGGGGAAGUACUUUAUUGGUCAUAACAGUGAUGGUGAUAGAGAUUUGGAGUUUUUUCUGAAUGUAGGCCUAGUUCCAUACUAAGUUAUGAUAUGACAUGGAUGGGAGAAGGAAAAUGUUUACAGUAAAAAUGGCUGUGUGGCUGCUCUGURACUUGUAUUUCUUUAAACCAUUCUGUACUGAAACUUGUGUUCCACGGUGUCCACAGGCAAUGUUUUAAAGAAUUAUAUUGAACAUGCAUAAACAGAGGUUGAAGAAUAAUUUAGACAUCCACGUCAACCCAAGAGGGAGGAAGAGUUUCAUGUUAAAUGAGGAUCUGAAGCRCCAAGGGCUCAGUGGCUCCACUUCAUGCUGUGCUGUGCUAUAUCAAAGAAUUCUCUCAAGAUGAAUAUCCCUAACACUAACAUGCCGAUAACAUUACAUUAAAUAAAGGUUGUUUCAGGAUUUUGUAUCACCUU